AUGUGUGAGGUGUAUAUAAAGGAAGAUAAUAGAUGGAUUCAGGAGCAAUGGGAUAUCAUUGUUGUGGGAUCUGGCCCGGGGGGUAUUAUUGGUGGAGAUUUGAUGCAGAGGCCGGGAUGGUUAAGAGGUACAAAUCUUACGAGAGUGGAUGUACCUGGACUUUACACAACAAUCUUUGGGGAUCCCAAUGCGGACAUUCUCAUGUGCGGUUCAGAUCAGGUAAAUGCUUAUGGGGGUUGUACGAUCGGAGGAGGUUCAGCCAUAAAUGCUGGACUAUUCUUUGAGCCUCCGGCCUCCGAUUGGGAUACGUAUUUCCCUGAGGAAUGGAACUCCCAGAACAUGGAUGCCGCUAUCCAGCGCUUAUACGACACACAACCUUCAACAAGCCUUACUUCUCAAGAUGGUAUCCGUUAUCUUCAAUCAGGAUAUAAUGCCGCCAGAAAAUGGCUAGUCGAAGGAUUAGGCUACAAAGAUGUGGAUAUCAAUGAUAAAGCCGAUGAUAAAACUGGUGUAUUCGGAUACCCAAACUUUUUCUAUUCCGAUGGUGAGAGAGGAGGUCCCGUCACUACUUAUCUCCAAUCUUCUCUUCAGCGCAGUAAUUUCCGUCUUCAACAUGGAGUUCGCGUAGUAAGAGUUGAGCGACAUGGUGAUACAGCUACGGGAGUCACAGCUCUAGUUAAUGGUGUCGAGACAUUUAUUUCGGUUACACCAACAGGAAGAGUAAUAUUGUCAGCAGGAGCUAUUAUCAGUCCUUCACUCCUCAUGCACUCUGGAAUCGGUGAUUUAGCAACCCUCUCUAGACUCAACUCCGCAGGAAAACUCUCCCCCAACCUCACAAGUGACGAAUGGAUAAUCAGCUCAGAGAUCGGAACCGGCCUAUUUGAUAACCCAAACACAUUCAUCGUACUCGAAGGCGACUCCAUCCAAUCCUACAAAUAUUCUUACGAGUCUCCCCCACCAGAAGACAGAGAUCUGUACCUAAAUUCCCGCAGCGGUCCCUACACCUUCGCAUCCGAAACCUCCGUCUUCUGGACCACCAUCUCGCACGCCGACGGCACCAAAGCCGGAGUCCAAGGCACCAUCGGAACAGCCGGUUACGCAGACUACACCUCCGAUCACAGCAUCACUUUGAACGUGUACGGUACAUCUGGACUCCUCUCCACGGGCUCCGUCAUCCUCGACGAUAACUUCAUUCCCGGUUCUAGCUCCAGCGUCUAUUACUCUCAUCCGCGCGACGCGCAGGAUAUAUCCCAAUUCAUCCACGAUAUAUUCGCUGCUCUUCCAGCCGCGGGUCUCACGCCCCUCAAUAUCCCGCAAAAUUCUACCCGCGAGGAAAUCGAAACAUAUAUUACCACUUGGUCCGCCUAUGCGCGCGGACAGGUGAAUCACUGGAGUAGUAGUUGUCGAUUGGGGAAAUGCGUAGAUGUAGAUACGAAGGUUGUAGGAACGACAAAUUUGCAUGUAGUUGAUGCGAGUAUUAUUGCGCCUGUGACGGUUAAUCCGCAGUUUGCGGUUAUGGCUGCGGCGGAGAAGGCGGCAGAGCUGAUUUUGAAGAGUGUGGGCGUGGAGUGUAAGUUCUGUGCUGCUGGUGGUGGUGAUGGGGGUGGGGAGGGGGAGGGCUUUGGGAGUUAUGGUGAGUAUGGAAAUUAUGCGGGUUAUGAGAAUUAUGAGAGGGAGGAUAUGUAA
Molecule: messenger RNA, 1686 nt
Organism: Sclerotinia sclerotiorum 1980 UF-70
Lineage: Eukaryota; Fungi; Ascomycota; Leotiomycetes; Helotiales; Sclerotiniaceae
Exons: 5
Coding region: 1-1686 (561 amino acids)
Molecular function (GO): flavin adenine dinucleotide binding; oxidoreductase activity, acting on CH-OH group of donors
Source: RefSeq, a predicted model, not a curated record